CUGUACGUAUUUUGCGCAUAAAUUAUUAUUUGUCAUUGUACUUUAAACUCUAUUUGUAUCAUUAUAGUACAGAAGAUAAAAUAAGAUAAAAUAUGUUCUUGAAAUAAUACAACAAGCUAGUAUUAUAAUACUUGAGAGAUCUAAAAUCACUUGAAGGAUAGGUAAUAAUGGAAGAACCAACUAAGCCAAAUAAGGAAGAUUGUUGUAACAGUGGCUGCAAUCCAUGUAUCUUUGAUGUAUACGAGAAUCAGUUAGAAAUGUAUGAAAAAUUUAAAAAAAGCAAACAAUUUUGCUCAAAUCCAUCCAGUAAUGGAAUUUCACAAACUGAAUACCGAAGUUUUGUGAUUUCAGAUAUUUCUAAUAUUACUGAUUCGGUUAAAAUGAUGAAAUUUAACAGUGUUGAAAAACUUCUACACAAGAAAGUUACAUGGAAACCUGGACAACAUUUUUUAUUUAAAUAUGUUUCUGAAUUUAAGACUUGUACAAGAGCCUACACUCCAAUAGCAUGUAAAAAUGGUGAAGUAAAACACGACUUUUAUAUUAUUUUAAAAAAAUAUGAAAAUGGCUUGGUGUCAAAAGCAUUAUUUAAUCUUAAAAAGGGUGAAAAAACUUUAUGGAGAGGUCCUUAUGGUUCAUAUAAAAUAGAAGAAAAUAAAUACAAGCGUAUCAUUAUGGUUGCCCAAGGUACAGGGAUAGCACCAUUUAUAUCUAUUAUAGAAACUAUAUUAAAUAAUGAAGAUGACAUGACAUUAUUAACUCUAUUUUUUUGCUGUUGCGAUGUUAAGACUAUAUUACUCCGAAAUCAAUUAUACGCUUAUAAAUCAUUUUGGAAUUUUUCAUACACUGUUUUUCUAAGUUCAUUUAGUGAUGAAUCCUUAAAAUAUGAAGAACCCAUCGUAAAAAGAAAACUGGUGACAAAAGACUUAGAUGAACUAAAUCCAAGUGCUUCUGAUCAAUUCUUAAUCUGUGGUUCCAAAGCUUUUAUGAGUGAAUAUAAGAGUCACCUUUUAAAUCUAAAUAUAUCUGAAGAAAAUAUACAUUCAGAAAAUCAUAUACGCGUUUUGAACCCAACUUUUAAAGACAUGAAUUGA
Messenger RNA from Aricia agestis (brown argus), 1091 nucleotides. Its product is annotated as NADH-cytochrome b5 reductase-like. The record is from RefSeq and is a predicted model, not a curated record. Bases 168 to 1091 code for a protein of 307 amino acids. NCBI's taxonomy places the organism in Eukaryota, Metazoa, Arthropoda, Insecta, Lepidoptera, Lycaenidae. The transcript is spliced from 3 exons. Gene Ontology annotation, molecular function: oxidoreductase activity.